AUGCUGGAGGCAGAAGGCGGCGGGGAGAGGCGAGAACCUGCGGCCAUGAAGUCCCCGCAAACCAAGAGUGCGGCCGGCAAAGGCUCCGGUGACUGUCUCCCUCGUCCUCUCCCGUCCCGGCCGGCCCCGGGCCCUGCCGCCCUGCGGGCGGAUGCCGGGGAGCUGGCGGAGGUGCUGGGCGAGUUCGAUGCCGUGAUAGAAGACUUCUCCUCGCCCGUCAGCAAGCGCCACUUCCAGUACGAGGAGCACCUGGCGCGGAUGAAACGGCGGAGCAGCGCCAGCGUCAGCGACAGCAGCGGCAUGAGCGACUCAGAGAGUGCAGAUUCACUGUACAGAAACAGUUUUAGCUUCAGUGAUGAAAAACUUAACUCUCCAACAAUGUCAAUUCCAACUCCAACUUUACCAUCUCCAGCAGUAACUCCUUGUAAAGCAAAGCUUGGAGACACAAAAGAACUAGAAGACUUUAUUGCUGAUCUUGACAGGACAUUAGCAAGUAUGUGAAGCAAAGGGAUUUUUGGCAUCACCCCUGUCUACAGAUAAUUCCUUGAAAGAUGCAAUGAAGACCUAAUGAUAUGGAUCACUGAAAGCCGCUGCCAUGUCUGACAACUGUCAACUUUGCUAUCCAGCAUAUUCAUCUUCUGAACAUAACAAUAGUCACCUUCUCUAAGCAUUUAACUGAUGACAUCAGUUUUGUUACUUUGCAGCAGGCAGGAUCAGAUAACUUAAAUGUGCUGAUACUAUAUUUGUUUUCUUAAAAAUAUAGCUUAAAUUUUAAUUUAAAAUUGCUUUUAUGAAAAUAUAUUUGUAAUUUUAUAUAGUUGGAAACUUUAAUGCUUUUAAUAUAUUUUUGUAUACAAA
This is a messenger RNA of Terrapene triunguis (Three-toed box turtle), 858 nucleotides long. Its product is annotated as regulator of cell cycle RGCC. Gene Ontology annotation, molecular function: protein kinase activator activity; protein kinase binding. The transcript is spliced from 5 exons. NCBI's taxonomy places the organism in Eukaryota, Metazoa, Chordata, Testudines, Emydidae. The record is from RefSeq and is a predicted model, not a curated record. Gene Ontology annotation, cellular component: cytoplasm. The coding region runs from base 1 to 501 and encodes 166 amino acids. Gene Ontology annotation, biological process: regulation of cell cycle.